AGAGACUGGCGACUCUGACCGUUGAGUUAACCUUGGAAGCUCCCCGGCAGCUUCAGAUGGGAAGGGUUAGGGGACAGGGCAGGAGAUACUUUGUCAAACAUAUAAUAAGUACAGGACUAUGAGUGAUAUCCCAAAAUGCUGGACACUGGAGCAGUUAGCGGAAGAUGGCAGCACUGAGGAUGCAAGCUACCUUUAAAAACCACAAAAGAAGAAGUAGAUCGUCCGCGGCAGAGCACAGGCGUAUACGCCACAUAUCAACACCAUAGACUUAUCACACACACCAUAUUUUUUGGCUAACCUAAACCAAUUUUUUUAUAUUAAUAACAAACAAAAAAUUGAAAUCUUUAAUAUCGGAUUUGCUGAUCAACAGAAGCGUUACGCCUGCAAAAUAUGCAAAAGAUGCCCGGUCAACUUGAGAGCUUGAAGCCCAGAAAGAGGAAGAGCAGCUCCAGAAAGGCUUCUACUACAAGGAGGAAAUGUGUAAAGAGUCCGAUCAUGCAGCCAGCAGCAGCAGCAGCAGCAGCAGCAGCAGCAGCAGGGAGCAGUUCAGCGGUCGAUGGGCUCAGUAAAGCAGACGGCGCUGUUGAAAGACUCUCUGCCAUCAGCUGUGAGUGCCAGCAGUCUGCAGGCAGGAAGAGAUGCUCUGCUUCCCCAGAGCUGGAGGGACAGGAGGGCAAAGAAAACGAAGUGAGGACGGGGCUGGAGGUGGACAGCUGCAGAGUGAACUGCGUUUGGGACAAACACGAGUCCGAGGACAUGGAUUGUGAGGAAAGCAGCAAAAACAUUUUCCCAGAUGACGACAGUAAUCAGAUUCUGCCCGUGGAGCAGUUCUUUGGAAAUCUGGAUGCUGUACAGGAUUUCCCUCAAAGACUGCCAGCGUCCUCCGCCCGUGGUCAGAGCGACAACGCGGGGAGACGGAGACGCCAUUACUACGCAGCCGAGAACAGUGAUGAAGAGGAGGCAGGUGUGAGCAGCAGAGGGGACACUUAACGAAGAGUAACUGAACUGAUGUCUCAGAGUGAGGCCUGAGGGACUGAAAAAGGCUCGGCACUUUUUCAAAAGCAGCUUUAUCAAUCAGUUAAAUCAAAACACUGUCACAGGAACCUGCUGUUAGCCUAAUGUUGCUAACGACUUGCCAUUAUAUGUGGAUUUGCUUUUAAGCUACUUCCAGAAGCCGCCAUGCGCUGAGGAGAUCGUCAGAACACAGAAACUUGAGCAAGUUCUUGAACAGUUACAAUGGUUGACUUGACAAACCGUCCCAACGCACAAAAAAUGCUAAAUUGUUUUCAAACUUGUUCCCAAAUACGUUGUCGGUUAAUUUGAUACGUGAUAAACAUAGCUGCAGUACAGGGAUUAUAACUGUAGAGGACGUGUACAGUAGUUAUUAUUUAUUGCUGAAUUUAAGCUCACACCACUCAUGGUUCAGUUAAGUCUUACCUGGAGGGAGCACUUUAUUUACACAUGACAGUACAAACUGCUUCAUAUUGUCAGUGAGAUUAGCCGUGAGAUGCCAAACAGCGCUUGAUUAAAACUUAAAGAUGUAGAUUUGUACAAAAAAUUGCGCAAAUCUACAUCUUUUGUAAGAAUACAUGCACCAAAGAGCUGUUUCAUAACGAAAGCUUUUAAUAUCACAGAGUCGUGGUUUAGAAUGAAUUUCAUUGUUCACCAAGUGUCUAAUGUUCCUCAUCAUCUUUGUGUGCCCAGUUCGGGCUUUAUGGCAGCUGCUUCAUACAACACAUCUGUAAAAUAACCAAUAUAAAGUAUAUCAGUGCAGCUAGAUAUUUUCCCUGAGGAUCACAUAGGCAAACAUGACAGAAAUCUAUACAGAAUGCAUAAAAAAAGAGUUUUAUCAGAAAUGUUUUUAGUCAGUUGGCGUGUAGAGGAUAACUUAAACCUGACUUUAAAAAUGUAAUCUUUGAGGGUAAGUUCUUGCACUAGUGCUCCUCACUCUUAUGCCACUUACUGCCUGAGUGAAAGCCACAAAGUAAUAAUCCAUGCAUUUUCUAUAGUGCCAACACGGAGAACAUAAUAAAUGUUUUCAUGAUUUCAAAAUAAACGUGUAAUCCUUUCGUCUGACGAA
Molecule: messenger RNA, 2080 nt
Organism: Eleginops maclovinus (Patagonian blennie)
Lineage: Eukaryota; Metazoa; Chordata; Actinopteri; Perciformes; Eleginopidae
Gene: c1h1orf174
Product: chromosome 1 C1orf174 homolog
Exons: 4
Coding region: 391-990 (199 amino acids)
Source: RefSeq, a predicted model, not a curated record